This is a messenger RNA of Cynara cardunculus var. scolymus (artichoke), 1966 nucleotides long. RefSeq names its product signal peptide peptidase-like 2. Lineage: Eukaryota; Viridiplantae; Streptophyta; Magnoliopsida; Asterales; Asteraceae. Gene Ontology annotation, biological process: membrane protein proteolysis. Gene Ontology annotation, molecular function: aspartic endopeptidase activity, intramembrane cleaving. Gene Ontology annotation, cellular component: Golgi-associated vesicle membrane; lumenal side of endoplasmic reticulum membrane; lysosomal membrane. The record is from RefSeq and is a predicted model, not a curated record. The transcript is spliced from 14 exons. Bases 129 to 1757 code for a protein of 542 amino acids.
ACCAUCAUCUAAGCACGAUAACUAACAUAGCAAAGAGAAAAAACCCUAAUUUUGACUUUUUUCCUGAAUCACCUUCUCUCUUCUACUGAUCUCUGUUCUCUGUAUCUAACUAAAUCAAGAAUCCCUUAAUGGAGGGAGUAACAAAGGGAAGCAGAGCCGUGCUUGAGGUGGUUGUACUUUCCCUAAUUUGCAGUGUUUCGUUGGUCUACGCUGGGGAUAUAGUCCAUCAGGACGAUAUAGCACCUAAGAGACCUGGAUGUGAUAAUAACUUCGUUCUGGUCAAAGUUCCAACUUGGAUUGGUGAUAAUGAAGAAGAAGAGUUUGUGGGUGUUGGUGCACGAUUUGGUCCUACUUUGGAAUCAAAGGAGAAGGAUGCUAAUAAAAGCAGAGUUGCUCUUGCAGACCCUCCUGACUGUUGUAGUACACCUAAAAACAAGCUUACUGGUGAAGUUAUCCUGGUGCACCGAGGUAACUGCAGUUUUACGGACAAGGCACAUGUUGCUGAAGCUGCAGGCGCUUCAGCGAUCCUUAUUAUCAACAACCGUACAGAACUCUUCAAGAUGGUGUGCGAAGCAGAUGAAUCUGAUGUGGAUAUUCGCAUCCCCGCAGUCAUGCUUCCACAAGAUGCUGGUGCGAGCUUGAAAGAGAGUCUCCAGAAUAAGUUAAACGUUUCUGUGCAGCUAUACUCUCCAAAGCGCCCACUGGUUGAUGUUGCGGAGGUGUUUUUGUGGCUUAUGGCUGUUGGUACCAUAUUAUGUGCAUCUUACUGGUCUGCCUGGAGUGCCCGAGAAGCAGCUAUCGAACAGGACAAAAUAUUAAAGGAUGCUUCUGAUGAAUACUUGAAUACGGAAUCUUCUCGAUCAAGUGGUGUGGUGGACAUUAACACAACUUCUGCAGUUCUGUUUGUUGUGAUUGCAUCCUGUUUCUUGGUCAUGCUUUACAAGUUGAUGUCAUACUGGUUUAUCGAGGUCCUGGUUGUCCUGUUUGCCAUUGGUGGUGUUGAGGGUCUUCAAACUUGUUUGGUGGCUUUAUUAUCAUGUUUCAGAUGGUUUGAACAUCCUGCAGAAACAUUCGUCAAGGUUCCAUUUUUAGGAGCUGUGUCAUAUUUGACCCUGGGUGUUUCUCCAUUCUGCAUAGUGUUCGCUGUUGUAUGGGCUGUUUAUCGCAAGAUCUCCUUUGCUUGGAUAGGUCAAGAUAUACUUGGCAUCGCAUUGAUAAUCACGGUAAUUCAAAUAAUACGAGUGCCUAACCUCAAGGUGGGAACGGUUCUCCUCAGCUGUGCGUUCUUGUAUGACAUUUUCUGGGUGUUUGUUUCCAAAUGGUGGUUUAAUGAAAGCGUGAUGAUAAUGGUAGCUCGUGGUGAUAAGAGCGGAGAAGAUGGCAUCCCGAUGCUACUGAAAAUCCCACGAAUGUUUGAUCCUUGGGGUGGCUACAGCAUCAUCGGAUUCGGUGACAUCAUAUUACCGGGGCUAUUAGUGGCCUUCUCUUUAAGGUAUGAUUGGCUGGCAAACAAAAGCUUACGAGCUGGAUACUUCUUAUGGGCAAUGAUUGCUUAUGGAUUAGGUCUGCUAAUUACGUAUGUCGCUCUGAACUUGAUGGACGGACAUGGUCAACCGGCUUUGCUUUACAUUGUUCCUUUUACCCUAGGCACGUUAUUGACAUUGGGGAAGCAACGAGGCGAUCUGAAACACCUGUGGAGAAAAGGAGAACCAGACCGGCUUUGCCCUCAUGUCCAGCUUCAAUCUUCGGAACAAUAAAUAAAUCGGUACCUUUUAGAUAAUAUGUGAUUUGGAUAGAUUGAGAAAUUAUACAUAUAGUUAGAUUAGAACAAGAAUUCGGUCUGUUUAUUAUAUCGCAAGCGAGUAGUUGCUCUUUUAGUCCCCAUUUCCAGAUCACUUCGUAUGUCCAUACACCAAGUAUCUAAUAUAACCAGUUUGCUGGUAGAUAUCUACACAGUAAUUCCCUA